Molecule: messenger RNA, 3326 nt
Organism: Glycine soja
Lineage: Eukaryota; Viridiplantae; Streptophyta; Magnoliopsida; Fabales; Fabaceae
Exons: 13
Coding region: 373-2940 (855 amino acids)
Biological process (GO): L-arabinose metabolic process
Molecular function (GO): alpha-L-arabinofuranosidase activity
Source: RefSeq, a predicted model, not a curated record
GUUAAGACAAACAUGUUUUUGUAGUACUAGUGUUCAUUAUUCAUUCCAACCUUUCUCUCUCUCUCUCUCUUCCGCUUGAACUCCGGAUAGUGUUUAUGAAUUGAGAUAACUUUCACUGUUUCCAAAUCCAAGCCUUACCUUUCACGAGAUGAGUUUCAGCAUGACUUUGUUGCACUGCACUCCAACCUGCUUUGUUUUGUAGUGCCUAUAUAUAUAUUCUCACUCACACGUCUAUGCUGUCUUAACUAUUUCCCUUCUUUGUCUUCCUCUGCCUCUCUCUUUCUCUUUCUCUCUCUAUUUAUGUUCCCCCACUCUCUUACUUACUGAAUUUAUAGUCUUCACUCUUCAGUUUCUCUUCAUUUAAGAAAUCCAAUGAGGAGGAUGGAGGCUUUUGUAUUUGUGUUUGUGGCCAUUCUGUUGUGUGGUUGUGUUGCUGCUAAAGAGUGCACAAACAUUCCAACACAAUCUCAUACAUUCAGGUAUGAGCUGUUGAUGUCCAAGAAUGCAACAUGGAAGGCAGAGGUGAUGGAUCACUACCAUUUGACACCAACGGAUGAAACGGUUUGGGCGGAUUUGCUGCCUCGGAAGUUCUUGUCGGAACAGAACCAACAUGACUGGGGGGUGAUGUAUAGGAAGAUUAAGAACAUGGGUGUGUUCAAGUCUGGUGAAGGAUUUCUCAAAGAAGUGCCUCUUCAGGAUGUGAGGUUGCAUAAGGAUUCAAUCCAUGCUAGAGCACAGCAAACAAAUUUGGAGUAUCUGUUGAUGUUGGAUGUGGACAGCUUGAUUUGGAGCUUCAGGAAGACAGCUGGUCUAUCCACACCUGGGACUCCUUAUGGAGGGUGGGAAGGUCCAGAAGUUGAACUCAGGGGUCAUUUUGUUGGGCAUUACUUGAGUGCAUCAGCUCUAAUGUGGGCCAGCACACAGAAUGAUACCCUGAAGCAGAAAAUGUCAUCUCUUGUUGCUGGUCUGUCUGCCUGUCAGGAGAAAAUUGGAACCGGGUAUCUAUCUGCAUUUCCGUCUGAGUUUUUUGAUCGAUUUGAAACUGUCCAACCUGUUUGGGCCCCCUAUUAUACCAUUCACAAGAUCUUGGCUGGCCUCUUGGAUCAACAUACUUUUGCUGGAAACCCUCAAGCUCUAAAAAUGGUAACAUGGAUGGUUGAUUACUUCUACAACAGAGUGCAGAAUGUAAUAACAAAGUACACUGUAAAUAGGCAUUAUGAAUCACUGAAUGAGGAAACUGGAGGGAUGAAUGAUGUCCUUUACAGAUUAUACAGCAUAACGGGAGAUUCUAAGCACCUAGUGUUGGCUCACCUUUUUGACAAGCCAUGCUUUUUAGGGUUGCUUGCAAUGCAGGCUAAUGACAUAGCUAAUUUUCAUGCCAAUACACAUAUCCCAGUUGUUGUUGGAUCUCAAAUGCGGUAUGAAAUCACAGGCGAUCCACUGUAUAAGCAAAUUGGGACAUUCUUUAUGGACCUCGUAAACUCUUCUCACAGCUAUGCAACUGGAGGGACAUCAGUCAGCGAGUUCUGGAGUGAUCCAAAGAGAAUAGCAGACAACUUAAGAACGACAGAGAAUGAAGAAUCAUGCACAACUUAUAAUAUGUUGAAGGUUUCGCGCCACCUGUUUAGAUGGACCAAAGAAGUCUCUUAUGCAGACUAUUACGAGCGCGCCUUAACCAAUGGUGUGCUCAGCAUUCAAAGAGGAACAGAUCCUGGAGUGAUGAUUUAUAUGCUUCCACUAGGCUUUGCGGUUUCAAAGGCUAGAACUGGACAUAGUUGGGGAACACAAUUUGACUCUUUCUGGUGUUGCUAUGGAACAGGAAUUGAAUCAUUCUCAAAGCUGGGGGAUUCUAUCUAUUUUGAGGAGGAAGGAAAAGAUCCCACACUUUACAUCAUUCAGUACAUACCAAGCUCAUUUAAUUGGAAAUCAGGCAAAAUUUUGCUCAAUCAGACAGUUGUUCCAGUUGCUUCAUCGGAUCCUUACCUACGUGUGACAUUUACGUUUUCUCCUGUUGAGAAUACUUUGUCUACAUUGAACUUUCGACUACCAAGUUGGACUCUUCUGGAUGGCGCCAAGGGGAUAUUAAAUGGUCAAACUUUAUCCCUGCCAAAUCCAGGAAAGUAUUUGUCAGUCACAAGGCAAUGGAGUGGUAGUGACAAGCUGACCCUUCAGCUGCCCCUUACCGUAAGGACAGAGGCCAUAAAAGAUGACAGGCCUGAAUAUGCAUCUGUUCAAGCAAUUCUUUAUGGUCCUUAUCUUCUUGCUGGUCAUACAACCGGUGGUGAUUGGGACCUUAAAGCUGGGGCUAACAAUGCAGACUGGAUUACUCCUAUUCCUGCCAGUUACAAUAGUCAACUAGUUUCUUUUUUCCGAGACUUUGAAGGAUCAACUUUUGUCUUGACAAAUUCAAACAAAUCAGUUUCAAUGCAAAAAUUGCCUGAAUAUGGCACUGAUUUGACUCUUCAGGCAACCUUUAGGAUUGUCCUAAAAGAUUCUUCCUCAAAAUUUUCAACAUUAGCAGAUGCUAAUGAUAGAUCAGUGAUGUUAGAACCAUUUGAUUUUCCUGGAAUGAAUGUGAUUCACCAAGGAGCAGGCAAACCUCUUCUCAUUGCAGAUUCUUCUCAUGGCGGGCCAUCUUCUGUUUUCCUUUUGGUACCAGGAUUGGAUGGACGAAAUGAAACUGUAUCUUUAGAAUCCCAGAGCAACAAAGGCUGUUAUGUGUACAGUGGUAUGAGCCCUAGUUCAGGAGUCAAGCUCAGUUGCAAAUCUGAUUCUGAUGCUACUUUUAACAAAGCAACAAGCUUUGUUGCUCUGCAAGGAUUGAGCCAAUACAAUCCUAUCAGUUUUGUGGCUAAAGGCACGAACAGGAAUUUUCUUUUGCAGCCAUUACUCUCAUUCAGAGAUGAGCAUUACACAGUUUAUUUCAAUAUUCAAGAUUGAUACAUUUUUUUCCUUUUAAAAUAAACAGUACAAUAUAAUAUGCUUCGUCUUAUACUCUUAUAAAGGUUCAAGUAAUAGAUAUUCAAAUGUAGAAAGAAUAGUUGAUGAAUAUCUUUCAAGUCUUCGGUGUUGUGUCAUUAAAUGAUACUCAGUGAUAACCAGAAUUGAAAAUUGGAAGUCAGCUGCAGUAAGGUGACCUUUCUAUUCAUUUAUAGAAAAGAAAAGAACCGAGUGGGGAGAGAAUUGAUGAUACAAGUCACUACUCAGUGUAGCUGUUUUCGUUAAUUAUAUCAACAUUUAGUAGCCAUAUUGAUAUGUAAUAAUAGUAUGGCAUGAUCUGUGUUUUCUUUUUAAAACGAAUAUGAAUGAGUUCUACUUCACACUUC